AUGCAUUGCGUCAUCAUCUUUCCACCCCUCCCUGCUCUCAGAUUGCCUCCUUAUACCGCAGAAAUUCCUGAGAGCGUAAUCCUUUCCCGUAACGAAAGUGGUACACUGGAGGAGAACCGCGAGUACACCUUGAGGUGUGAGGUUAAGAGCGUAGCUCCGGUCGAAAACCUUCAAAUCAUCUGGUACCGUGGAGACACUGUGAUGGCAGCGUCAACCAAUCAGAGUCUUUUCUCCACUGUGGCUGUGGGUGUCGGCGAAGAUAAAUCCCAAAAUGUCACGGCUAGUUUGACCAUCACGGCCUCCAGGAAGCACCCCAACGCUACAUACAGCUGCGCAGCCAGGCUGAACCUGAAUGCAACUGUAAAGUCAAGCUGUAACAAUGAGACGUGCACCUACACAACCGAGGCCAUUAACGACACCAAGUCCAACGAUACGCAGCUGGAAGUAUGGUAUGGGCCUGACAUAGUGAGCAACAUUGGUAAUGUGAGCUUAGCAGUCGGUGACACGCUAGAGCUAUCCUGUCAGGCGGACGCCAACCCUAGAGCCACAUACACGUGGACACACAACAACGUCACACUGCGAAACGAGAACAGCAGUACCCUCCACAUAGAGUCUGUCUCCGUGGACCACGCAGGGCAGUAUGUGUGCAACGUGAGCAACACCGUAGAUAGUGCACAGGCUACGAUGACAGUGGAGGUCUACCAUUACCUCAUAAUAAAGAACCACAGUCGUGAUGAGAGUUUAGCAGCCGGUGACAUGCUAGAGCUAUUCUGUCAUGUGGAUGCUAAACCUAGAGACACAUCAUACACGUGGACACACAACAACGUCACACUGCUUAACGAGAACAGCAGUACCCUCCACAUAGAGUCCGUCUCCAUGGACGACGCAGGGCAGUAUGUGUGCCACGUGAGCAACACCAUAGAUAGUGCACAGGCUACGAUGACAGUGGAGGUCUACCAUUACCUCAGAAUAGUGAACCACAGUGUUAAUACGAGCUUUAUAGCAGCCGGUGACCCCCUAGAACUAUUCUGUCAUGCGGACGCCAACCCUAAUUCCACAUCAUACACGUGGACACACAACAACGUCAUUCUGCCUAACGAGAACAGCAAUACCCUCCACAUAGAGUCUGUCUCCGUGGACGACGCAGGGCAGUAUGUGUGCAACGUGAGCAACACCAUAGAUAGUGAACAGGCUACGAUGACAGUGGAGGUCUACCGGAACCACAUGGUGUGGAUCGCCGUCCUGCUGGCCAUCGUGGUGGUGGCCAUCAUUGUCAUUGUGCUGGUGGCCUACCAGGCCCACCACAUGAAGAACAAGACCGGCCAGUACAAGUUCACCAAUCUUGUCAAGUUCAGGAGUGGCAGCCAGAACGGACAGGUGGCCGUGGCCAAUGGGCAUGGAGCUUAGCCAAUGAAAGCCACAGAAUGGACAGUGGUCGGGGCGGGGGUCACAGAGUAAGAACACAAUUGACAGGUGGCUGUGGCCAAUGGGCACUGAGAAGCCUGACAAAGGUGGGUGGGGCUACAGAAUGACGGCAGGAUAGACAGGUGACUCCAGCCAAUGAGAAACCACAGAAUGGUGAAUGGCGUUAUUACCAUCCAAAAACAAUAAUGGACCAUGGCAUUGGUUCUCAACCUUUUUUGGACAAACGCCCCCCUUGACCUGACGAAUAAAGCCCCCCGUAGUAUUGAAAAAUUAAAGCGAUGAAUGCCUCUCAAUGGCAACUAAGCACUGUCCCUUCUCAGCUGUAUCCUUCUCAACGCCCCCCUAGAGCUCCCCAACGCCCGCUGGGGGGUUGCACCGCCCAUGUUGAGAAACAGUACGCUAUGGGGAUUUGACUCGGGACAUGGAUUCUCGACAUAACUGCCCACCUUUGACACUGUGUCCAAACUGCAAGCCAGGACUGUAUUAAAGCCAACGUGGUGCCCCCGGGCAUUAUACCUCGCUGGUGCCCUUUUUAUGUAGCCUGAUAAACCAGACUAAAUGUGGAUGUCUAAUUUAGUCUGGCCUCGAUCCAUAAUACAUCCGAAGAUUGUUGAUGAGAACAACCUUCCCUCAAAACCCUGCCCACUUUGAUUCAAAACACAUCUUUGCGUUGUAAUUGGUUUGCCAGAUUCUUGGCAUUCUGGCUUCAUUGAAUCAUUAUGCGAGGCCAGACCCACCCGUAGACAAAACAUUUUGCCGUCCAGCGGGUGGCGCUGGUUCACCAGGCUACUUUUUAUGUAUAAAAUUUGUGAAGUUGUGAGUCUUCAGGUGCCCCCUCACUGGUCAAAAAUGGUUGGUGCCCCUGGGCACUGUGCCGCUGGCCCCUAUGGAUAAUCCGGCCCUGCUGCAAGCGACUUGAACAAGAGGAUCCGUUCCAUUUCAUCGUUUUCAGUUGGACCAUGACAACUGAACUCUUGUUUGGCCCAUACACCAGCUGUGCCAUAGGCUACGUUUACGUGGGGUUUUUAAUUCCGAAUUAAAUAAUUCGGUCAAGUUUACUUUUAAUCUGUCAUUUAAUUCGGAAUUGUGAAAUGUUCACAUGACCUUUUCAAAGCGGAAUUAACCUUUAUUCAGAAUUAAAGUGAGUUAAUUCGGAAUUAAAUGUCUCAUGUAAACGUAGUGAAUGUCCUCUGUGAAUUCUUGUUGAAGCUUUACGACGACCCUUAAAGGGGUAUGCCACUAUUUUGGGGCAUAAUACAGUUAAAAUCGUUGGCUGGGGUAUAUAAAGGUGGUAAAGUGUCUUAUUUUUCAUGUGAAGCGUUGUCUUGCUUUAAGACAAGUUAAAAGAGGGAGUAUGUCGCUAAGCUAGUGAAAGUCAAUGCAUCCAUGUAGCCAACGUAGCCCCAAAAUAGUGGCAUAUCCCUUUAAUCAUGCUGUAUGGUCUACUAGCCACCCCUGCUCCUUGCCUGGACUACAUCUGCCAAUGAACGUCAUUAAACAUAAAAAGUUAUUACCAUUCAAAAAACAUUACGCUAUGCUGGGUCUGUACUCCACUGCCAGUCUGAUAGAGGAGAGAAACAGGAUCAUAGAACAGCCGCCAUAAAAAGUACAAGUGGGUUUGGCCACUGGAAGUGCCUGAAAAUGUACAGUCUGUGAAAGAAAACCCAUUGAACUUUGAAAUCGUAGAAUUUUGAAUCCCCAACAUCAACUACUGUUAAAGCUCUACUUCCCCUGAAUUGUUCUGGACUACACGCCUCCUGGACGGCAAUGGUGAACUAUCAACAACAACAACAACAACAACAACAUGCAGGAACUUCUGAUGGGUAUUUCCAGAGUUUGGACUGUGUUUUGUGUCCCUGGCAACGGACUUGACAAUGCCCGUGGAGUGUUUUUUUGUUCCUGCUGGGUCAGAGAAUGUGUGUGUGUGUGUGUGUGUGCGUGCGUGCGCGCGCGCGCGCGUGUGUGUGUGUACGUGCGUGCGUGCGCGCGUGUAUGCGUGUGUUUGUGUGUGUGAAUGUCACCACGCCCCUGGUAAUGUCUCUGUCCAUGGAAUAAGUGAAGUGUAAGUCUAAGUUAAUGGAAAGAGAGAGAUAACGUGAUCACUGGCAAGAACCCCUAAGCUGAGGCACAAACAAUUCGUAACACGUGCAGAUAAUAGUCAUUUGUUGUGUUAGUCUGGUUUUGCUUUGCAUUAGGUCACCUUGAACAUUGGGUUACACCCAAGAAAAUGUGAGGUGGAGGGAUCACAAAAAAGUUCUUAUUUCCGAAAGGGGGUUAAACUUGGUUAAACUUUAGUGGCUCUGUCUGCAUAACACAUUCAGAAGCUAUUAUACACUGCAUGAAGUGCCGUGUUGCCAGAUGAAAAAUGCUGAACUUCAAAAUUAUCGUUUUUGGGGGAGGAAAUUAUCGUACAAGACCCAAAUUGCUGUUUCAAGGCAUUUAAAUGAACUGAAUGACAAAUCUGAAAUUAUCGUACAUCAUGUUGUUUUGAUCGAAGACAAAACGGACAAAAUUAUGGUACAAAUACGAUAAUUAUCGUACAUCUGGCAACACUGAUGAAGUGAGCCUGUUCGUUCCCUGGAACUGGAGCAGAUCAUUGAGUGGUUAGAAUCAGGAAAAAAUUUAAACAAAAAUGUCAGUUUUGCUGUGCAAUUGUUGAACUUUGCCGUUUGCAGUCGUUUCAUCUUCCAUGUUCAUGAAAGGUUUGGUAUGAAUUUCUUGUGAAAUAGUCAUGAAUGCUUCAUGCAAAAUUCAUAACAGCUGAAUGUGUUGAGCAGGGACCCGUGAAGUAGUGUUACCAAACAUUGUAUGAUAUGGCAUUUCAGUUGUCCUACUGUACCCCAAUGUGACACCCCCACCCCUACUGUACUGUACUGCACUGUAAAUCUCCAGUCCAUGUGUGUGUAUAUAUAAUAUAUAAUUCUGUGAUUUUUAUUAUGAGUAUUAUUUUUAUAUAAAACAUUCUUGAUCUUGGUGUCUAAAUGUUCAAUUGUGUGGUUUCUA
Messenger RNA from Engraulis encrasicolus (European anchovy), 4428 nucleotides. Its product is annotated as B-cell receptor CD22-like. Gene Ontology annotation, cellular component: axon; plasma membrane. Bases 1 to 1407 code for a protein of 468 amino acids. The transcript is spliced from 6 exons. Gene Ontology annotation, biological process: axon guidance; dendrite self-avoidance; homophilic cell-cell adhesion. NCBI's taxonomy places the organism in Eukaryota, Metazoa, Chordata, Actinopteri, Clupeiformes, Engraulidae. The record is from RefSeq and is a predicted model, not a curated record. Gene Ontology annotation, molecular function: cell-cell adhesion mediator activity.